UGAGCUGUCAUUAGGGUUUUCAUCCCAAGUUCAGGUCGCCUUGUUUAUCGCAGGUGCGAAACAAAUGGUUUAAUUUAGCAAUCUGUUCAUUUUUGAUAAGAGCCAUGAUGGAGGAUGAAACCAGAUCCAUCCAUGAGCAAAGGUUUGACGCUGCGGUCAAAGUGAUCCAGAAUUUACCUGCAAAUGGUUCCUUUCAGCCGUCUAACGAAAUGAUGCUGAAAUUCUACAGCUACUACAAGCAGGCGACUCAGGGCCCGUGCAACAUUCCCCGCCCGGGCUUCUGGGAUCCUGUCGGGAAAGUCAAAUGGGAUGCCUGGCACGCACUUGCAGAUAUGCCAAAGGAAGAAGCCAUGAUGGCGUACGUGGAUGACCUCAAACUGAUUCUUGAAAGCAUGCCCAUGACGGAGCAGGUGGAACAGCUGCUGCAGGUUCUCGGGCCGUUCUACGAGCUCGUCGAUGAGAAGAAGAAGAUCAGCCAAGUUUCAGACCUGACUGCAGGCAUCGGCAACAUGAUGUCGGCGCCUUCGAAGAGCGUCACAAAAAGCAUCAUCAGAACCAUGGAAAUGAACGGCACCUUGGACGGCCAUGGUCCGAACAAAGCAGACGCUCCGGAGAUUAACGCAAACGAGGUUAAGGAGCAGGAGGAUGAGGAGGAGGAUGAAGACGAUGACAGUGGAGAUGAUGAGAACGAAGAGGAAGGAGAGAGUGAGCAGCUAAAAAAGGCAUCGGCCCUGAAGAAAAAGACCUCGGAAGGAAAAGGACUUGCGAAUGGUGGUAUCGGGCAUAACGUGUCCCCUCUAACGAACGGGACACACUGCUCCAAAUCCGCUCUGAAUGGAAAUGACACGGAGGAGAACGACGGAGAGAUCCAACACGUUAACGGCCACGCUACAGAUGAUAAUGAAGACGUGCGCAGCGCUCAUCACGUGGCCUCAGACUCCGACAGCGAGGUUUACUGCGACUCUGUGGACCAGUUCGGUGCAGAGGAGAGCGGUGAUUCUCACGUGACCCGCUGUCUGGAGGAACGCCGCAGCACUCGGUGCUCUCAGGAGGGCCUGCAAUCGGCAGACAGAGACUGCGAGAUCCUGCUGAGAGGACAAGACGGCGUUCAGCACGGAGGAGAAGAUGGGAAGACGAGUGGAGGAGGAAGUGGUUCGAGAAGCAGCCUGAGCAUGGGCAGACCCGUCAGCGCUCUGAUCAGGAAAGGACGAGGGUCAAGGUCUUCAGGCACGGGGUCAGGGGUCACAGGGUCGUUACAGGGUGCAGGAGGUGACGGAGAGCGCUGGGGGUCUGACGCAGCCGGAGGCGGCGAUCUGAACGAGCAGAUCGUCACGGCUUUAACACGGCUACAGGAGGACAUGCAGAGCGUCCUCGAGAGACUGCACACACUCGAGGCUCUUACAGCCUCACAGGCGAGAUCAGCGGCCUUACCCUCAGAAUAUCUGAUACCCCCAGCCAGCAGGACUCACAGGAAGCCGUCCUGGUGGCCGUUUGACAUUUCCCCGGGCACCGUGGCCUUGGCUCUCGUCUGGCCCUUCAUCGCACAGUGGAUUAUUCGUCUGUAUUUUCAGAGGCGGAGAAGAAAACUCCACUGAGACGCCGGUCGACGCCGGGUGCGUGUGGUAUCGAGACCAGCGUCCUCCGUUCCAUCUCAUCUUUCUAACUCCGGCUUUUGCACUAUGAUGAAGACGCUGAGAUUAGUGAGCAUCGAAACAAACUCGUAGAUGAAUGUGUGCAGCUUUGAAAGGCUUUUUGUACCUUUUUUUUUGGUCUGAUAUUAAGUGCUAAUAUUUACAUAAACUGCUUGUUUUGAGAAAUGAGGAGUGUGAUGAUGUAGUAAAGAGAAAUUCUACAUUGUAAUAAUUUUUUUUUUCAUAUUGAAAUUAACGGGGCAUUAUGAUAACACGUUAAUAUGGCGCCCGACGUUGUAGAAAUAGACGUGUCGCUCAUUCUGCUUCACCAUAAAGCUGCUAACAAGCCUCGGCUCUGUAGGUGCAUGUAUUGUAUUUUGUUUUGGCUUUGAUCAUCCCUAUCUGUAAAUCAGGACAGAUUCAUAUUAAUUGAUGGAUGACGAGUCUUCAGGUUUGAACAUGUAAGUUGGAAUUGGUAAUCAAAGCCAUAAUUGUGUCUAAAUGGUGCAUAUCGAUACUGAUGUAGAGUAGGACCAUGUGCCGUAAAGUUUCUUGUCGCUGGGGUGCUGAUAUCCAGGGUUCGUCAAAGCGAAGUAUUUCCCCGGAACGAGCCUUUGUCAGCUUGUAGAGCAGGUCGUCUGGUGUGGUUUAUCCAGUCAGCUACAUGUAUGUUAAGUAUUUAGCUGAAGGCAGCUCGUCAGGCGAAAGGGAGGGGAUUUUUUUAAACCCCUCCCCCACUCGGUUUGGUCACCUGCCAGUUCCUACCCCCCCAGACAGAUCUCCAUCAGCUCAUACGCUUCCUCCGAGACGCGUUAAACCAGCAAACUGCUGGGAUAAGAUGCCAAGAGGAAUGUGCUGUCCGCCGUCUUCCGCAUACAUGCCCAUGAUUGGCUACAGUCACUAUGACUGACCGAGAGAGAGAAUAUGCCCCUCCCACCCAGAGACCACAGCAAAUUUUACUCCUGGCCACAAAAUGCCUCUGGCAUCAUAAGUUUAUCAGGAGCCAGAAGGGAAGUUUUGGCUUGCGGAAAAAACGUUUAGAGAUGUACGCAUGCAUGCAGUCUCAGAGUCCAGGCCGUUAUUUCUUUAAUACAGGCAGACAGGACAAAGAAAGACCGCGUUCAUUAACACGAACACGCCACCAUUCAGUCACGUUAGUGGACGUGACCUUCAUAAGCAAGGGAAGGUUACGUAACUGAACUUUUACACUACGUUCAGACUGCAACCUGAAACGACCCAUAUCCGAUUUGUUGCGAAAUCCGAUUUUUUUGUUAGGCCGUUCACAUUACCAAUUAUAUGAGACUUGUAUGCGAUCUCCAAUAUGAACGGAAAACGACCCAAAAGUGUCCCGCAUGCGCAAAUCGACACGUAAUAAGCACAUCUACGUAAUACGUAAACAAAAAAAAAGCGCACUCUUCAAGUUUAAUGAUUUUUUUUUUGUUUGUUUGUUUGUUUAAUUAUCUGGUUAGUGUUAAAGUGUGAGGUCUCGUGUGUGUUUUUGUUUCUGAACUGAAAUGAAAACGUGUAGCCUGGUAACGAGGGUUGACUCCUAAAUGUCUCUCUAAUUUCUAUAUAAGUGCACUACAUGUUACUAGGAAGUAAUGGAUUUUUAAACUCUAUAUAGUGCACUCGAGCUUCAGUAGGCAGUCAUUUGGGAUACGGCCGCUGUAUUACCAAACUCUUAAUUCAGGCUUAAUAAUUUGCAUGUAUUAAUAAACUUUUUCUACAUUUUUAUAAAUAUUUAUUUAGAUUGUUUAUAGCCAGCUGAAUUCUGCAGCUUCUCUCAGCGCUGGCUCAAGGUGCAGAAACACCAGUGCAGUUUGCGAUGGAGAUGAGGCGAGACCUGGCGAUGUGGUUUUUGUGGCGGCGGCAGAACUCGCACAAUAAUCUGAUUAAUGUGGGCAGCAGACUAAUGAGACCGAAGGUGUCAAAUUACUGGAAAUUUCCAGAACAAUCUUAUAAUCUUGUAAUACAGGACGGUUUAACAUCCAGGUCCCUACCAAAUCCACCAUUAGCUUCAGUGCUUAAUUUGUAAAGUGGGAGGUCCCGGAGCGCAGAGGAUGAGUGGCUCCGGUGCGAAAAAAAAAAGGGGGGGGGGCGCUUCUGGGCAUGUAUUGUAAUAACACUGCAAAUUAAGUUCAUCUGUGAAAAACCCCGCUCACACUCUGCACUUGAGAUAGGGACAGUGUUGAUCGCGGCCAAGAGGCCCUUCAGUUCAUCUGGGAUGAAUUCUCCAUUACUUUCCCUGAAUGCCCUGAUGACAUCGUGGGUCAUUGAUGCAAAACUGCUGGCAGAGCGCUUCCACUUCUUUUUCCCCGAACAGCGCGUUUUCCUCCCGCGGCCACGGAAGUGUGCACCCUCCUUUUCCGUAAUAUACAAACAGAUAUUUUGUGGAUGUCGUUUCAUGAGAGAAAUCACCAAGACAGAUAUCAAAAUCAGACAUUAACACUAAAUAAACUUGCAUUUAUUUAUUUGGUUUUUUUUUAAAUUUUGUUACAUAAGCAAGAGAGGUGUCAGAUCACCGGAUCCAGUGUAAAUAGCUGCCGGAACCAACGUCCGAGGUUCCGGAGCACGCUCCGGCUUGCUCCCCCUCAAAUUAAGCCCUGAUUAGCUUGAUCAAUUCUAUAAAAGUCUAUUUAAAUUCUGAAAACUGUACAAAUGUUGUUGUUUUCCACCAAAGAGGCGGGAUUAGCCAACACAGAAUAGUGACGUUUGUCUCUUGUUGAUGACGUGUAGGUCGCAUGAAUGCGACCUGUCCGGUCAGACUGCAGUCGCAUGUGAAAAUAACGGAUAUGCAUCGGAAUUAGGACCACAUAUCCAAGCGGCCUGGGUCGCAUGUGAAAAAAUCGGAUGUGUGUUGUUCAGAUUGUCAAUAACAAAUCGGAUACAGGUCGCAUAUGGGCAAAAAAAUCAGAUAUGGGUCAUUUCAGGGUGCAGUCUGAACGUAGUCUUAGUUGAAAAUCACAUCCAUCUGGAACCCUGAAUGGCACCACCCCAGCUACAAGGUACAGGACGUUUAUUGGUACCUUUAAUUUCUGAGAGUGUAGAAAGCAAACGGGAUAAAAUGUGACAGUUUUCAGACUUGGAAGUGUGUACUGCUUACAAUCGUAUUACGCAAUUCUGUAAAAAAAAAAAAAAAAAAAUCGAACGUUAAAAUCAGAAUCAUGCUGUGGUGAUUUCAUACUUGGCUUUUUUUUUUUUUUAACCCCCUUUCUUUCCGUUGGCCAGUAUUGCACACUUUACCAUGUACUGGGAAGCAGGAGGACGAUAGCUGCUUUUAAAAGAUGAUGCCACUGCCGCCAUGUCAUUUUUUUUUUUUAGUCACCUUAAAGUUUUUAGAAAAGCACAGUGACGACGAGCAUUUUUUUUUUUUUUUAAACCUGUCAACCAAUCAGGGUGCAAGAAAAGCAAAGACGGAGGAGCAAAGUCCUGGUGAAAAAGGAGUCGUGCUAGUGAGCACGACGUUUUCUCGAAAACGUUCAAUGGUUCAAGAUGACUCAAAUGUCUGUUUUUUUUUUUUUUGGAAGUUCACGAAUACACGUCAUGAAGUCCGACUCGCAAAUCACUGACGUUUCAUGAUUUUACGCCGCCAAAGCUACAACUUUCCUCAUGACCGGUUAUUUUAUUUCAACUCGGCUAGCGGAUCAGUUAGCUAAUACUAGAACGUAGUUAAGGUUACAUGUCGUACGAGUCCCUUUUUAGCUCAUCCAGCCGCAGGCCAGGCCGGAUGAGCUGAUGCGAUCACGCGUCGUCCGUCCACAAUUUACAAAAACCGCUACUCCUCCUACAGGAUCGAUCGGAUUUUGAUCAAACUCGCGUACAAGGUUCCUCAGGUAGGUGUGGAGAAAAGUUGUCAAGAUGGUGGCGCCACCGGUCAUAUUAAUGACUUUAUGGGCGUCUUGGCCGGUAUGAGCUACAGCUUUGUUGGAGGUGGUUAUGUUUUCGUCUCGGUUUGUUUCCAACGCAAGUCAAAAAGUAGUGAACGGAUUUGGGUGAAAUUUGUUGGACAGCUUUCGUAUUAUCCUAGGUUCAAGUGACUUAAUUUUGACGUUGAGGAUACGUGGCUCGGUGGAGGUAUGGACCCUGCCGAGUGUCCUCGUCGUUUCCGUCUUUUUGUUCAUCCUGCUAAUUCCCACACAUCAAACUAGCUACAUUUUUCGACUUAUGAACGUCCAAGUCGAACACAUUCGGAGGAAAGCGCCAUCUGCCCUCUUCCACAUACAGUGGGGCAAAAAAGUAUUUAGUCAGUCACCAAUUGUGCAAGUUCUCCCACUUAAAAAGAUGAGAGGCCUGUAAUUUUCAUCAUAGGUACACUUCAACUAUGAGAGACAGAAUGAGAAAAAAAAUCCAGAAAAUCACAUUGUCUGAUUUUUAAAUAAUUUAUUUGCAAAUUAUGGUGGAAAAUAAGUAUUUGGUCAAUAACAAAAGUUCAUCUCAAUACUUUGUUAUAUACCCUUCGUUGGCAAUGACAGAGGUCAAAUGUUUUCUGUCAGUCUUCACAAGGUUUUCACACACUGUUGCUGGUAUUUUGGCCCAUUCCUCCAUGCAGAUCUCCUCUAGAGCAGUGAUGUUUUGGGGCUGUCGCUGGGCAACACGGACUUUCAACUCCCUCCAAAGAUUUUCUAUGGGGUUGAGAUCUGGAGACUGGCUAGGCCACUCCAGGACCUUGAAAUGCUUCUUACGAAGCCACUCCUUCGUUGCCCGGGCGGUGUGUUUGGGAUCAUUGUCAUGCUG
Molecule: messenger RNA, 6365 nt
Organism: Neoarius graeffei (lesser salmon catfish)
Lineage: Eukaryota; Metazoa; Chordata; Actinopteri; Siluriformes; Ariidae
Gene: acbd5a
Product: acyl-CoA binding domain containing 5a
Exons: 13
Coding region: 105-1595 (496 amino acids)
Biological process (GO): fatty acid metabolic process; autophagy of peroxisome
Cellular component (GO): peroxisome
Molecular function (GO): fatty-acyl-CoA binding
Source: RefSeq, a predicted model, not a curated record